Molecule: messenger RNA, 1442 nt
Organism: Polyodon spathula (Mississippi paddlefish)
Lineage: Eukaryota; Metazoa; Chordata; Actinopteri; Acipenseriformes; Polyodontidae
Product: ras-associating and dilute domain-containing protein-like
Exons: 6
Coding region: 417-1442 (341 amino acids)
Biological process (GO): substrate adhesion-dependent cell spreading; signal transduction; neural crest cell migration
Cellular component (GO): microtubule
Molecular function (GO): GTPase binding
Source: RefSeq, a predicted model, not a curated record
AGCACCUUGGACCAACGGCUUGAGACAGGCAGCACCAGAAAACGAGCGACAAAGCUUGUGUGCAGUUCGGACAUCUCCGGAGGGACUCGGACCCAGGGAACGCAGAUGUACCAGCCGGUGGCAUGAAACUAAACAGGAGAGAGAAGCGCGAGUCGAACACCCAGAGGCAGAGCGAUCACACAGCGGCUAGACAGAGCAAAUAGAUACCAAGUUAAAAAAUGACAACCCGCAAGAAACACACGUAAAUAAACUGAAGAAUGGAUGUUGGGAUGGCAGAAGAGUCCUUGUGGCAUGCUAAAAUGAAGUGGGGCUGUGAGCAGAUAUCGCUUUACCUCGGGGAUUCAGCUCUUGGUGCACGGCAGAGGACACUCUGCAGCAGCAAGGUCUAGAUCCCGCUGGCCUAGUGAAAGCUCUACAUGUUCUACGGGUCUUCUGCAAGCAUGUCCCUGCCCUCCAAGAAAAAACUGAAGAGACAGAGCCGGACCUUCACGCAGGUCCUGUACCGGACUUUGAGUUACCGGGACCACCGCUCCGUCACCAACAUCAGCGACCAGGUGGCCGACGACCCUGCCGAGCUGUCCACCCAGACCUCAGUCCCUGGGGUGCUCAAGAUCUUCGGGGACGAGAUCUGCAUGGGGGCCAACUACAAGAGCGUGCUGGCCACGUCGUGCUCCAGUGCCCAGGAGCUGGUGAAGGAGGCCCUGGAGCGCUACUCCCUAAACAAGGCUGCUGCCUGCAAGUACCUUCUCUGUGACGUCAUCGGGAGGUUCGAAGGGGCGGACAAGCGCUGGCGGACUGAGUGCAUCAGGGCCCUGGGGGACAACGAGAAGCCCCUCCUGCUGCAGGAUUUGUGGAAGCCAAAGGAAGGAUUCGCCCGCAGGUUCGAGCUGCGCAGACGGGCUGAAGUGGAGGAGAUGGCUGCCGGUGAAAAAGACACUGUCACAGCAGGUAUAAACGCCCAGGCGAGGAAGCUGCAGCGGAACCGAGCGAAGGGAACCACAACACUGUCACCGGGGGGGUCGCUCUGCCGCAGCCUGAGCGAGACCAGCCUCAACCUGACGGGCGUUCCUGGGGACGAACCCAAAAGAUACUACUCCACGCUGCCGGGGCCACUGCGAGGGCGGGCAGGGAGGGAGGGCUCCCAUGAUGGCAGGAAGAAGGAGGAGAGGGAGGGCGGGGGCGUGCGGCACUCCCUCUACCACUCACCCCACCUGCUGCUGCUCCAAGGAUUCAACCAGCGCAACGACUGCCUGGUGUACCUCCUGAACCGAGACCAGCACACCGUGGGUCAGGAGACGGGCUCGGCCCGGCCCAACAUCUCUUUUAGUGAGGAGCACAUGGAUGCAUCAGCAGCUGAAGCCUGCACAGAGCAGUCUUGCACAGUGGCUGCGGCUCUGAGCAGCACCCGAAGGUCCACAAAAGGAUUUAAACAGGACUUCUAA